AUGAGCGCUGCUGCAGUUGUAAGAAAAAAGAAAUAUAAUGUGCGUGACACAUCGAAGUUUCUAAGAGCUGUCGGUGGAUCUAAGGAGCACUGCUGUGUACCACUUUGCUCUGCUUCAAGUCGGUAUAACAGUAAUUUGAGCUUCCACUGCUUCCCGAAGGACACCAACCUUCGUGCGCAGUGGCUGCACAAAAUAAGGAGGGCACGAUUUUCGGUGACCACCCAUACUAAGGUAUGCAGCCGACAUUUCCACGAUAAUGAAAUUCACACUACUGCUAAGGGUAGACGGGUUUUAGCCGUAGGCUCAGUUCCAUCGUUAUUCGAGUGGAAUAACUACACUACGGUGUCACGGGCCGGUGUUUGGGAACGCCGAUCUCGACCACCAAGUCCAGAACCUGCCCCGCCGGGGCCUGAUGAAGACAUCGAACAACCCGUCAUGGUCCCGAUGGUCGUGGACCACGAUUACGUAGCCAGUCGUACUGUAUGUGUGGACCGGGAGCGGUAUGAAGGUGCGUUGAUGGAAAUCGAGGCGCUGAGAGAGCAGCUCCAAACAUGUCAUCUUCAUCACUCCUUUGGACUUAAAAGGUUUGCUUCUUCGCCUGAAGACAUCAGAUUUUACACCAGAUUCCCCUCAUACGAGCAUCUGAUGGCGUUCUGGAACCUGAUCGAGGCAGCAACAGCAAAAAUGGUUAGGGUCACCAGGGCAAAGAAAACCAAUGCUACUACCACAACAAUUGAAAGCCCUUUAACCAGACCAACUAAACUGCUGCCGAUCGGUGAGCUCUUCCUCUUCCUCGCAUACCUGUCCACUGGCUGUACCCAGAGAGAGUUGAGUCAUAGAUUCAACAUCCACAGAGCAACAGUCAGCCGAAUCAUUGUGACCUGGGCCAACUUCCUCUACAGCUUACUGGGCUCGGUCUGUAUAUGGAUGUCUCCUGCAGCUGUGAAGGCCAAUCUUCCACCCGACUUUGAUGGCAGCUACAGCGACACACAAGUAGUGCUUGAUUGUACAGAGAUACGGUGUCAAACACCUUCAUCCCUUCUCCUUCAGAGUGAAGUUUUUUCAAACUACAAGUCCCACUGCACCUUUAAGGCUAUGGUGGGCAUGGCCCCUCAUGGAGCCCUUACGUUUGUGUCAGCACUCUUUGAGGGUUCCAUGAGUGACAGGGAGGUGUUUCGUCAGUCAGGGAUUACAUCACUCUUAACACCUGACAUGGCCAUAAUGGUGGACAAGGGAUUCUUGGUGGAUGACCUUGUACCUGGGCCUGUUCAUCGUCCUGCCUUCCUCUUCAAGAGGGCCCAAAUGUCAGAGGUGGAUGUUCUGAAGACACAGUCCAUUGCCCGUUUGAGGGUGCACAUUGAAAGGUUAAUCAGAAGAGUAAAAGAGAAUAAACUGUUUGAUACCACUAUCCCUCUCUCCAUUGCAGGGAGCAUAAACCAAAUCUUCACAGUCGCUUGUCUCCUCUCAAACUACCAAAAUGGACCUCUGGUCAAGAAAUGGAGAUUAUGA
Messenger RNA from Onychostoma macrolepis, 1509 nucleotides. RefSeq lists its product as uncharacterized. The transcript has 3 exons. The coding region runs from base 1 to 1509 and encodes 502 amino acids. The record is from RefSeq and is a predicted model, not a curated record. NCBI's taxonomy places the organism in Eukaryota, Metazoa, Chordata, Actinopteri, Cypriniformes, Cyprinidae.